AAUUUUCAAGUCUCAAGUCUAUAACUCAAAAUGGAAUUCGAUCCGAAUCAGGAAUUGAUAUUGCAGCUUAUUCUUGAGGAUGUGGCCGAUUUCGAAAACAAGCAAAAGGGAAAACAAGUUGCAGGGAAACAAAAUGACCUCGAACUCGCCCUCGUGUGCAUGGAAGAAGCCCUGACCACUCAAACUUUUAUUCAGGACAGAAUACUAGCUCUCAGCACGAGUACGGCAAUCGUUACCGAUCAAAAUAUACUGGCAUCUAUUAAAAGUGAUGAACGCAUUGCUGAGCAGGACCAUCGAUUCGUGCUUGCUCUGGACAAUGAAGAGCCAAUCCCUCAAGAUGCCCCAUAUGACACAACCAUAAGCAAAGCCACAUCGCCAGAUAAGAAUGAGGAUGCUGUUUCCGUUGUUAUCGGAGACCUGAUGGACCGUAUGACGCUCAACGACGAGUCAGAUAAUGGAGAAGGUUCUUCACGUUAUAAACCCUCACACCAAGCAGCAGAUAUUGGAGAUGAAUGUGUUUCUUGUUUUGAAAAGUGUGAUACUGCCAUGUUUGUAGGCUCCUGUGGCCAUGGAUUUUGUCAUGAUUGUACGAGACAAAUGUUUCUCGGAGCCACCAAGGAUGAAGAGCUGUACCCGCCUCGUUGUUGCGGUAACAUUGUGCCGCCUGGACUUGCCAUGAGAGUUUUGAACUACGAGGAACUCCGGGCUUUCAGUGAAAGGGCGCUUGAAUGGACCGCCAAAGAUCGACUAUACUGUGCUGAGCCAACAUGCUCCAAAUUCAUUCCUCCAUUUGCCAUUCAUAACGAGCAUGGCACUUGUUCAGAAUGUCACCAGCAGACACAUUUACCCUGUCACUCCUUCGCGCACCCUGGUAUUGACUGUCCGAUGGAUGACGCACUUCAAGGUGUCCUGGCGAUAGCCGACGCUGAGAAUUGGACGCGGUGCUUCAAUUGCCGAACUAUGGUAGAGCUUCAACACGGUUGCAACCACAUUACCUGUCGCUGCGGCAGCGAGUUCUGUUAUACUUGCGGCCUGGUCUGGAAAUCAUGCAACUGCCCACUUUGGCACGAGAAUAGACUUGUUGCCGUAGCAAACCAAGCAGUCGCAGAGGAGGUUCCGCAAAAUGCCAAUUUCGAAUAUCGCCAGAACGCAUUCAAUCGGAUAGUUGAAAAUCUUCGGCAACAUGAGGACGUCGGAUGUGAACAUCACAGGAACUCUCAAUGGGCUUGGCUUAAUCAAGGGAGUUUGAUGUGCGAGGUUCGCAAUCAUGAUCUGCCUGAGUAUAUAUUCAUGUGCAGAAAUUGUCGGAUGAGAGCCUGUAACCGUUGUCGAAGGCAUAGAUUGAGAUGACGGCUGGCCCUGCAUUCUUUUUGCAACAUGCGUAUUAAAUGGAAACAACUAGGGAAUAAUUUAUCUCUUGGAACA
Aspergillus glaucus CBS 516.65 is the source of this 1425-nucleotide messenger RNA. Its product is annotated as RBR family RING finger protein. The record is from RefSeq and is a predicted model, not a curated record. NCBI's taxonomy places the organism in Eukaryota, Fungi, Ascomycota, Eurotiomycetes, Eurotiales, Aspergillaceae. The transcript has 2 exons. Gene Ontology annotation, biological process: ubiquitin-dependent protein catabolic process; positive regulation of proteasomal ubiquitin-dependent protein catabolic process; protein polyubiquitination. Bases 31 to 1350 code for a protein of 439 amino acids. Gene Ontology annotation, molecular function: ubiquitin protein ligase activity; zinc ion binding; ubiquitin conjugating enzyme binding. Gene Ontology annotation, cellular component: cytoplasm; ubiquitin ligase complex.